Molecule: messenger RNA, 2208 nt
Organism: Pleurotus ostreatus (oyster mushroom)
Lineage: Eukaryota; Fungi; Basidiomycota; Agaricomycetes; Agaricales; Pleurotaceae
Gene: CDC25
Product: cell division cycle- protein
Exons: 4
Coding region: 1-2208 (735 amino acids)
Biological process (GO): positive regulation of G2/MI transition of meiotic cell cycle; protein dephosphorylation; positive regulation of G2/M transition of mitotic cell cycle
Cellular component (GO): nucleus; cytoplasm
Molecular function (GO): protein tyrosine phosphatase activity
Source: RefSeq, a predicted model, not a curated record
AUGUCAUUCCUACGCCGUAUCAUAGACUCCACCCACCCUUACAAGAAACAGAAGAGAAACCCAAGACCCGAUAACGACGACGCAUCACUCGACAUGCCUGCUCUAUUCACUCAAUCGAAACCUUUCUUCCUCAACGUGCCACCCGCCUCACGUCAAUCCAGCGUCCGGAGCUCUCGUCUCGCUGAUGAUAUAGAUAACUUCCUAUCUUCCGACUUGGAGCUUUCCUUCGCGUCGACGGUGUCGCUUCACUCGCCCCCUCGGGACCCGCUCUCGCUGACUCCCGAAAGCGAUGAUUCAGUUGUACCCAUGGACAUCUCCCCCGCGCCCCCGCCGAAACCAGUUGGGAAAGAUGGCAGCAAGCCUUCGCGCCCUCGGGCUUUCACUAGCGCCGCGCGGUUGUUCGGGCGCGAUAUGAGUAACAACGCGUCGAGUACGCCUCAACUUGCCCCUCCCCCUGUAUCCAAACAAGGCUCCAUCAACUCAAGCUCGAAACGCACUCAAAGAGCUGCUCUACCGAUGGAAUGGUUAUCCCGCCCACAGGUAGCUGAUUCGAAUGAAAAUCUAUCACAACCACCGCUGACAAUUCCGACCUCUCCAGGAGACGCAAUGGAUGUUGACUCGGACCCUCCUCUUCCCAUGCCAUCCGCCACCUUCUCUGUCAUGCCCCAUACCGCGGCGCCCACUGUGACCUCCUUCAACAAUCUGUUCUUUGACACCGUGUCGCCUCGCCGUUCGUUUGAGUCGCCCGCUAAACCUCAACACAAGAAGCGCAGGUCAGCCUCCCCCGAGCCUACUCGCUACAACGAGUUCGACAUCUCGUCAUCGCCGGCCCCGUCCUCCCCUUCUCAAGCCAAAUUUGAGCGAAUGCAAGGUAAUUCAUUGCUUGCGCGCUUCAAUAGCAAGCCUACUUUGGAGGGCCUUGGUGCGCCGUCUGCGAAUGGUUUGAAGCGUCCGCGUCGUCCCGCUCUGUCCGCUAUGAUUCAGCCCUCCGACGCUGGUGUGCGAUCAGCUUUCCCCGUGUUGAAUGAACCGACGCAAGAAGACAUAGAUCCCAGGCACCUACCCCCUACCUUGCCACCUACUCGCAGAGCCGUGUCUGCGCUCUUGCCCCCUAAAGGCUUCGGAGACUUUUCAUCUGAUGAAGGCUCCUUCGACGGGCCCGAUAUGUCUUCACCCGCUCAAGCGUAUGCUAAACGCCAGCAAGUGAAGACAAUUCGUCGUUGUGAUGGCACGGACGACUUCCGUCCCUUGACAGGUGCGACGGCAAUGGUGAUGAGGGAGAGCCCCUCUUCCAGGUUUGCUGGUAUGGGUCUACCUGGGUUCGGUGACAACGAAGCUCAUGGUAAGAUCUUACCUUGUCAUCGCGUUGCGGAUGACGGCUUGAUGAGAAUCACGCCCCAGACGUUGGACGCUGUUUUGGACGGUUCGUUCAACGACAAGAUUCGCGACUUUUACAUUAUCGAUUGUCGGUUCGAUUACGAAUACAACGGUGGUCAUGUACCUGGCGCUGUCAACAUGAACACCACUUCUGCGGUGGAAGAGAUGCUCUUGGGCGUUGGUGUGCCCAAGCCAAAGGCGUCUGUCAGCGGCGAUGCUCAGAAGAAGACCAUUCUUAUCUUCCAUUGCGAAUUUAGCAUGAAGCGAGCCCCCACAUUUGCAAAGCACUUACGCGCGAAAGAUCGUGCAAUGAACAACCACAACUACCCGAAGAUCCACUACCCCGAAGUUUAUAUUCUUGAAGGUGGUUAUUGUCGCUACUUUGAGGCCUCUGGCUUCCGAUGCCAGCCACCAGCAUAUGUACGCAUGGACGAUCCUGAUCAUGCUACUUCCCGCCGCGAAGACCUUGACCAGUUCCGCAAAACAAAGUUCGGCCGUCACAAGUCAUAUACUUACGGCGAUGGCGUCAAGUUGACUGCUGGUUCCAACCCUCCCGCUCAGCCAAAGAGAAAUACGGUACCUAGUGCUGGCCCUACCACUCUCUUUGCGGCCGCUAAUGCCGCACGAACUCGUCGUGGGACACUCGGCGGUUUAUCUACGCUCGCCGAGGAUACGGACAAGACCAUCGACACUGAUGACGAAGAUACCGACAUUGGUGAUAGUCCCUGCCCCCCACCAAACAAAGGCAUGGCUUCCAAAUUGAAGAUGCCUCUCCGCAGGACGCUUAUUCGCGCUGAGACCUAUGGUCCCACUGGUAUGUCUUAUUGUUAA